This is a messenger RNA of Macrobrachium nipponense, 1236 nucleotides long. RefSeq lists its product as uncharacterized. The transcript is spliced from 3 exons. The record is from RefSeq and is a predicted model, not a curated record. The coding region runs from base 1 to 1236 and encodes 411 amino acids. NCBI's taxonomy places the organism in Eukaryota, Metazoa, Arthropoda, Malacostraca, Decapoda, Palaemonidae.
AUGGCGACGACUACUCAGAUUAAGAUUGAUCAUUUUAAUUCUUCUCAGAUAACCCUGGAUCUUUGGCUUAGUUUAUUAGAAGCUAAUUUUAGUAAUCUUGGAAUUGAGGAAGAUAUGAAAAAGAAAAAUGUUUUGCUAGUGUUAAUUGGAACUGAUGUUUUUAGUGCACUGGGUAGUUUGUGUGCUCCUGAUUUACCCCAUACAAAGACUUAUGAUGACCUUGUAGCUGUAUUGAAAUCACAUUACAUUGUGAAACCUUAUUAUCAUCGUAGCCUAAUAGCUUUUCAACAAAGAAAAAAAAGGAGGGAUGAGACAGUGAAUAGUUUGUAUGCUGACCUUAAGGCUUUAGCAAAAGAUUGCAAUUUUGGUAAUCAUUUCGAUUCAAGAGACAGAGAUCAGUUGUUUAUGGCAGUGGACAAUGAAGUAUAUUUCCCCAAUUUAGUUGCUUUGUAUAUUGAUCUCCAAGCUAUGACCUCUAGUGCAGUUUUAGAAAGAAUUUUGAACAUGGAAAAAGUUUUUGUGUUUAAGAGGAACGAAUCACAGCCACAGGUAAAGGCUUCCAAUAGUAGGGCUGAAGGUAAGAAGGCUGUAGAAACUAUUGGUGAUUAUGAGGACAACAUUGAUGAUAGAUUGUUAAUGGUUAAAGGAAAGGUUUUUGCUCUUAAUUCUGAUGAAUUUUAUUUUAGUAUUAAUCAUAAUUUAGUUCCAUUUGAGAUUGACAGUGGCGCUGCUGUGUCCACUAUAACCAAAGACACAAAGGUCUCUCAGGUAUUUUAUGUUGUUGAUUCUUGUAAUACAAAUUUGUGUGGUAAAGAUUCAAUGCAGCAAGUAGGUAUUUAUCUGGCUGGAAUAGAUGAAGGUACUAGAGUAAUAAAGGUUGCUAAAGUGAGUGCAGAAAAGCUGCUAGAUAAUGACUUGGUAGAUUCAAGUAAACCUAUUACUGGUAUUUUGGCUAAGAUUCAUUUAAAAGGUAAUGCUACCCCAAAGUUUAUGAAAGCACGUACAGUUCCUUUUUAUUACAUGAGAAUGAUUGAAGUUGCCUUAGAUAAGCUAGUAGCAGAUGAAAUGAUGGAACCCAUAUCACAUAGUGAAUGGGUAGUUCCUGUUGUACCUGUAUUGAAAGAAAAUAAGGUUGAAAUGAGGAUUUGUGGAGAUUUUAAAGUUUUGAAUAAACAAAUUCAUUUUGACAGGUUGCCGUUACCAAAGAUAGAGGAAUUGUUAUCUGUUGUUGGUUAG